Messenger RNA from Gilbertella persicaria, 547 nucleotides. RefSeq lists its product as uncharacterized. The transcript is spliced from 6 exons. The coding region runs from base 73 to 540 and encodes 155 amino acids. The record is from RefSeq and is a predicted model, not a curated record. Lineage: Eukaryota; Fungi; Mucoromycota; Mucoromycetes; Mucorales; Choanephoraceae. Gene Ontology annotation, molecular function: calcium ion binding.
UUUUUUUAAGUUGUGUUUUCAACUAGAUUCUUUCUCCACUCUCUUUCUCUUAUUUACCUUUCUAUAUAUAUCAUGACUGGAUCAACACUUACUGAUGCUGAAAUCAAUCACUUGCAAGCCAAGUUUGAUUCCCUUACAAAAGGAAAUGGCAUGACUGCAGAAACAUUAAAACAAAUCUAUAAAAUGGCCAAGAUUGAUGUUACUGAUGCUGAAAUCAAUGCUCAGAUUGCUGCUGCUGAUGCAAAAGGAAAUGGAAAGAUCGAUUUUGAAGACUUUUUGGCUGUAAUGACCAAGCAACACGAAACAAAUGCUGAGGAAGGCGUUCUUAAGGUGUUUGAAAUGAUAGAUUCUGAUGGUGAUGGUCAAAUCAAUGGUGAUGAUUUAAAACGUGCUGUGGCUAUGUUUGGUAAUUCUGUUACAGAUGCUGAUGUCGAGGAAAUGAUGGCCUCAGCCGAUGUUGAUGGUGAUGGUCUGAUUAAUUAUGAAGAAUUCUUAAAGAUCAUGACACCUUCCAAGGUGAAUGGACAAAGUUUGUUUUAAAUUGUUC